Molecule: messenger RNA, 2907 nt
Organism: Daphnia pulex (common water flea)
Lineage: Eukaryota; Metazoa; Arthropoda; Branchiopoda; Diplostraca; Daphniidae
Product: pseudouridylate synthase 7 homolog
Exons: 8
Coding region: 290-2575 (761 amino acids)
Biological process (GO): pseudouridine synthesis
Cellular component (GO): nucleus
Molecular function (GO): RNA binding; pseudouridine synthase activity
Source: RefSeq, a predicted model, not a curated record
ACAGCAGACGAGUUUUAAGUGGUCCCUGUCCCUGAGAACUCGCCUGCAUGGCUCACGAGCUCGUUUCAAAUUUGUUAAAAUCUAUUCUCGGUUAAAUUUUCGACUCUUCGUUAUUUUAUGUAGAUAACCAAGUUGGAUUGUUCACUCGCUGUUUUCUCGUAGAAUCUUGACUGUAUUCUGUAAAACGGUUUAGCGUGUCACAGUAGCCAACACGUGCGUUGACUCAAAAACCGGUGUUCUGCCUUAUUGAUUACAGAAUUUUUGUUCAACUUGAUAUACAUUUUUGACAAUGGAAGACAAUGACUGCGAAAGUGUUAGUGAAGCGAAGGGCCAGACGAUGAAAAAGAAAGUAAAUGUCCUAGAGGCCAUGGCCAAAUAUAACUUGAAGAAACAACAAGAACAGGAAUUGCGAAUGAAGGCCCCGUCAAAGCAGAAACCAACUCCUCCUGCUAGCCCAAAAGCUACCCCUGAAAAACACAAUUAUGGUGGGGAACGAGAAUAUGUAAAGACUGAAAGGAAGGAAAUUGAUGUUGGCAUCUCCGAAUAUGUUUGUAAAGGACAAGGCUUUUCAGCUAUCCUCAAACAACGUUACUCUGAUUUUCAGGUACAUGAAAUUGACAUGGCUGGCAACAUUAUUCAUUUAACAGAUCAGACUAUUGUUAAGUAUGUUGAAUCUAAUGACACUGAAACGGCGGAAGAUUCUGAUGUUUUGACAGCAGACCAAUGGAAUAGUAUUGAAGCAAUGGUUAAAACAGGGGAUCCAAAAACUGUUGAAAUUGACGUAACAGAAAAGAGUAAGGAGGAAAGACAAAAUAUCCAUAAAACUGUGAGGACAAAGUAUGAAGAGGAAAAUAUUACCAGCAACUCAGGACCUGUUGAUGGCAGAACAAUUAUGAAAAUUUUCAAGAUGGAAGGAAAACAAGAAAGACGUCGUAACGAAAAGCGGCGCAUGGGCUGCAUUUAUACUCAAUUCGUGUUGUAUAAAGAAAAUCUGAGCACAAUGGAAGCAGUCAACACAAUCGCUCGAGCGCUUAAGACGAAAGCCGGAAACUUAAUGACUGCUGGAACGAAAGAUAAAAGAGCAAUUACGAGUCAGUUAGUGACGUUGAAAAAUACAGAACCUCUUAAGAUUUUGAACAGUGUACGGAAUAACCCUAAGAUUGCUGUUGGGAAUUUUUCCUUCACCAAACAACCUCUUCAAUUGGGAAAUCUGAAGGGUAAUCGUUUCAUAAUAGCACUUAGAAAUGUAAUUGGCGACGAGAGUCAAAUUUUGGCAAACCUCGAGUCGCUGAAAGAAGUAGGUUUCAUCAACUAUUACGGGUCCCAACGCUUUGGAACUCGACAUGUUCCAACGCAUUUCAUUGGAAAACAGCUGAUUUUAGGGCGGUGGCAAAAAGCCAUUGAUUUAAUUUUGGAGCCACCCGAGUUGAACGGCAGAUUUCAACGCGAUUUCGACCUCACACAAGCGCGUAUCGAGUACAAAUCCACAAGGGACGCUCAUAAAGCCUUUUCGAAAAUCAAAAGGAGCCUUCAAACAAUCGAAGCUCAACUUUUAUUACAUUUGAAGAAAUUUGGCAAAGAUCUCGUCGGCGCCCUGAACUCCAUUCCUCGCAACUUGCGACUUACUUACAUUCACGCCUAUCAGAGUUUCCUCUGGAACACUGUCGUUUCCAAGCGUCUUUCAAAGUUCGGUCCGAAACCGAUUGUUGGCGAUUUGGUCUACGUUCCAGGCACUUGCGAUCCUGAAGUCGACGCGGAAAUGGAACUGAUGAACGAGGAAUCCAGUGCUCUGGAACCUGCAAAUGAUCAAUCCAGCGAGAAGGAAGCGGAUGGUGAAAAGUCCAACGCAAAAGCGCAGCGCAAUCAGCGCAAAGUCAUGUUCAUUGACGAGAACAACAUAAACGACUACACGAUCAACGACAUUAUUCUUCCACUUCCUGGCUUUGACAUAACGUAUCCCUCCAACGAAGUUGCCGGAUGGUAUACAGAGCUCCUUCAAGCGGAUGGCUUGACUGAGAUGGAUUUCAAACAAAGCACAAAAACCUACAAUCUCGGUGGAGCGUAUCGACUCGUGAUGUCAAAGCCGUCCGAUGUGAAAUGGAAAUUCGUACGUUACGAUGAUCCUACUCUGAGCCUGAUCCCAUCUGACUGGGAUCGACUGGAAAAGACCCAGCCUCCCGCCGCCGCCGCCGUGAAAGAUGGCGCUUACCUCGGACUGGUGUUGGAAUUCAGCCUGCCCGCUUCGUCGUACGCCACCAUGGCCCUUAGAGAGAUCAUCAAAAUGGACAUGAGUGCCGAAUUUCAGACGUCACUCAACGAUGCUGGCGGCACCAAACAUCCGGCACCAGCCGCCACCGCUGCCGCAGCAGCCGAAACCGUUUCCAGCGAACCCGAAGAAAAGCGAAUUAAACUGGAGCCGGACGCUGAUCCAGCGCCACCAGCAGUCGGCAUUGAGUCAUCUGAGGAUCCAGCGACCAAAAAAAUCAAAAAGGAACCGAACGCGGACCCACCAGCAGUCGGCAUUGAAGAUCCCGCGGCCAAGAAAAUCAAAAAGGAGCGAAUCACGUCCGAUUAAAAUAGAAGAAGCUUUGAGGCUCUCCGCUUCUCCCGCCUUUCAACUUCAACCCGCAAUUUUUUCAUGACACGGAAUUUAUUUUCUUUCCUUUCCUUUUUUUUCCGUUUAUUAACGACCCAAAAAAUUUAAAAAAAAAUCUGAGCCAAAAAUGAAAAAGAAAAAUUGGCGACCUCCUCCUGUCACACACAUUUUUGUUUUCCUGUUUGUUAAAUUUUGUGCAGAACUGCCUGCUUGGUGGCGGUUUUUCGUGGAAUCGUUUGCGAAUGAUUGUUUGAGCCGGCUGAGAGCAGCUGUCUCGGUUGAGAAAGCAAUACACUCAUGUCCAUCGCCCA